AUGCUGGCCCAGUCUCCCCACCCAAAGUAUGCGCCGCACCCAGGCGAGUUGUCGGGCGAGACAUGGCCCAUGUCCAUGGCCGACAUGACCGAGGAGCUCCUCCGCACCCGCAACCACAGCAGUCGCCACCACUCGCUCAUUCAUUCGAGCGCGUACGACAACCGCGCCGAGGCGGCUGCGGGCGCGGCAGCCCUCGUGGGCUCGACACGCGUCGGUGCCUCGCCUUACGCUGCUGCUGCCGCGCCCGCACCAGCACCCAUGGUGCAGUCGCUCGAGCGCGGGCCCCCGGCCCCGGCGAUGGCAUCCCCGCCUCUCGGCGUCGUCAAUCACAUGCAGGCCAGUAGACAGUUCCCCCCGGUCCAGCGCACCUCCCAGCUCCCCCCUCCCAUCCGCCUACCAGCCAGCCCCUUCCUCGCCGAUGACUACGUGCUCCCGCGCGUCGUCUUGACCCCACCACCUGACGACGCAGACGCACCCGUCACGCUGUACCCCCGCACAUCCCCUUCUCCUGAUGACUACCCUCAUCGCGGCAUGUCGAUGCCUGUUCACGUAAUGAACACCUCGGCUCCGUCACCGCCCCGCUCAGCGUCGCUCCCGACCAUCCCCAACGACGCCGCGCCCCAAAUCGCGCAGCAGCAACGGGUCUCGGUUGGACCCACCGCACAAGCACAAGCUGGAGGAGUGCCGGUGGUCGGUUUCCAAAAGCCAACGCCGCCGUUCGGGCGCAAGCACAGGUCCUCUGUCGCGGCGGUUGUCAUGCCCAAGAAACCCGAGCAGGUAAUCAACGACUUAGAGCGCAAGAGUGGCGCUCAUUUCGACGCCGAGUGGAACGAGCUCGUUGAGGAGCUGCCGUCUCCAGCCACGGGACAGGCAAACGGUCGCGGCAAUGUGCCCGCAGUCGACAAGCCCAAGAUGGGCUCUUCCCUGCCCUUCCCCACCCGCCCAGCACCGCCACCGCCGUCACAGGCAUUCCCCCAAGACCCGCGCAUACAGCCAUCACAGCAGCAGCAGCGGUCUGCCCCUGGCGCUCGCGGUGUGCCGGAGCCCAUGCGGCCCGAGACGCCUCAAGCACUGAAGUCUCUAAAGUUCCAAAAGGGCAAGAUGGCAAAGGAGCCGGUCACGCCCACAGAACCGACGUUCAAGCCCAAGGCCCAGCGACGCCGAUCUCUUUCCCUCUCGGCGAUGUUCUCGAAAAAGAAGAAGCCCAACUUUGACGACCUCCCGCCGAUGCCCCAGACCCCCAAGACACCAAAGACACCAAAGACCCCAACCCGUCCCGAGAUUCCUCAGCUCCCCGAAACACCCAAAUCGACCACUUCGGAGAAGCGCAAGACACUCCUUAAGCGGGCGUCGAUCAAGGAGCUCUUCAGCAGCUCGAAGAGCGCUGAGCUCAAGGCUCUCCGCAAGUCGCAGAGCAAGCCCGAGCUGCACGCUGGGAACCGUCUCGUAACACAGGACGCGCCUCCCGUGCCUGCUCUUCCCUCAAUGUCGAGUUCCACAGCGUUGCAAGAACACAAACAGGUUGUGCCUGACGCACUCGCGGCUCUCACUGCCAACUCGAACGCCCAGCCCUCCGAGCCAGCGGUCGAGAUGGUGCCUGACGUCUUUGCCGCGUUCAACUCGAGCCAGACCAGCUUGCAGCAGCGUGGCGUCAGCGCCCAGCUCAAGGGUAUCAGUGCCCCGGCCAACCCGCCCCGCGCUGAGUCGCCCUUUGCCAACUUUGAGCACUCGACCGAGUUCGCGGCCAGCCAGCAGCGCAUGCAGCAGACGAAUGGCAGCCAGGCCAGUCUCACUCGCCGCGCUCCCGAGGCCCAGCGUGUCCCGUCGUCUCUGGCACAAGCGCUACCGAAGCCUGUGGAGAAGGAGGAGGGAACCAAGACUCCAAAGCGGACGCGCACGCUGUCGCAGCGCCUGUCCAUCAGUGCGCUCUUCUCAAAGAAGAAUAAGGACACUGAGCCUGUCCCCGAUAUGCCGUCCGUUCCGUCGUCGUAUCAGCGCGCAGCCCCGCAGACGCCCACUCGCCAGCAGGUGCCGCCCCAGCCGAAUGGCGUUACCAAGUCUGCCUCGACGCAGGAGCUCCCGGCUGUUCCUGCGUUCUCCCCAAUGAUGAAGGGUCUCAACGAGACUCCUCGUCCUGUCAGUGCCAAGCCGCCCCCCCGUCCUCCGACGACCGCUCGUGUCCCAGUGCCGCGCAUGACGAAUGGUGCUGAGGCUCCCGAUACCGAACAGCCUGUACCUGCGCCUCCUGCUGCGCCGGAGAAGCCGUCCUCGACCGUCAAAAAGUAUCCAGACUCGAGCAUCUCGAAGCAGGCUCCCAAGCAGGCGCCUCUGCCUCAAGCUAUUGCCACUGCCGGGGCCAAGCUCCGCGGCGAGUCGGCGCCAGUCACCGUUGCUCCUCCCUUCCUGGACGGCGCGAAGACCGAGGACGACGUCAAGCGCCAGUCGCGCCGUGAGCAGUCGGUGGUACCCGCCUCAUCGACAGAGUACCUCCGGCAGCAGCAUGUCGCGAUCGCCUCGCACCAGCAGGCACAGCAGGCGCUGGUACAGCAGUUUCGUUCUGCUUCAGAGCCAAUUGCGGCGGGCCCGCCCCGCUCGGCGUCUGAGCAGUCAUUCCAGCGCGCCUCCAACCCGUUCGCGGAGCAGGCACCGUCAGCCGAAGUUAUCCAACAGGCAGCAGCGCUUGUGCGCAAGCCUGCGCCGAUGCAGGUCGUGCAGAAGGCGGAGGCCGAAUACCUCAACCAGCGUAAGGACAAGGAGCAUGCCGACAAGAUUGAGAAGCUCGACGAGAAGCCGCUUCCGGCCUCGUGGACGACGUUUGACAGCGAGCCUAAGCCCCACACCACCCUGCCGCUCAAGAUCACCAAGAAGAGCAGCCUCAGUGCCGGAUCCAAGGACAAGGGCAGGGACAAGGAGACAGCGCCGCUCCGUAUCAAUAAGGAGCCGUCAGUUCCUGUACCCGUAGUCGCCGCUCUGGCUGGCGCUGCCGCUGCUGGCACCGCUGUUGCCGUGGCCACCGAAAGCUCCAAGACUGGGUCUCCGGGCAAGCCUUCGUCGCCCGAGUACAAGGAGAACACUUCGUUCUCGUUCCCGCCCAAGCCCAAGGACGCUCCGCCGGCGCUAUUCCAACCCGCGCAAAAGAUUCGUCGCGUGUCUGUGCCACCUCUGCAUCCCGACUCUCUCAAUUCGCCCCACUCGGCGAUCCCCGUGCCCGUCCCGGAGGCCGGAAGUCCAUUCUCGGUCGCUACUCGGGCACCGCACAGGCUGACUCCUGACCUGGCGGCGGCCAACACCAAGCUCCUGACUGACCUGGGGACCGCGCCGGUCAUCAACAUCAUAACGGCGACGCCGGCGCGCUCGCAUGAGGGCGGCGAGUCGUUCGACGUGGCUGCGGAGCCAGAGGCAGACGUCGUGUCGCCCGUACUGAGCGAGACUUCGCCCGCGGUCGUCACCACCGCUGUCCGCACGUCCAUCGCCCAGACGACGUUACCCGUCCUCACCUCGACCGCCAACAUGACACAGGUUAAUGAAGUGGACGAGCCCGCUCAGCCCGGCUCGCCUUCAGACUCGGAGUUCACGCUCCCGACCCUCGAGUCACACUCCAGUCUCGCGAGUGAACAGGCGACGCCGACGGGCGAGUCAUUCGGAGACAGCGCCACGCCCACCAAGUCGUCGGGUAUGCCGGCGAUGCUUGUUGCUGGCGCAUCUGCCCUGGCUGCAGCUGCUACUGCCGCAGCCACGUCUAUUUCCAGCAGGCCCAAGCCCAAGCAGGCCGAAUCUGCGGAGACUGAGGAGCUCUUGGAGCCGAAGGAGCCCAAGUUGCCCGGGUCCGACAUCGAUGCGGCCUCCAUCGAGCCAGGCCUCGCGUACCUCGACGGCAGCUCGGUGGACACGCACGAGUCUGUCCAGACGCCCUCCAUCCAGCCGAACGCUGGCUUCCUCUCGCUUCGCCCUGUGACCGAUGAGGAUGACCCGGCCGCUAACGCUACUCAUAAGGAGCCCCUCGACACCCCAGUCGCUGAGACCGAGGGCGACGAGGCUACCCGAAUUGCCACGACCAAGGAGACGCCUUUCGUAGAGAAGAUCGAGGGCCACAAGGCACUCGUCGAGGAACCGGUCGACGUGGACGAGGACGAGGGCGUGGACAAGGACGAGGACGUACAACCAACCCAUUUGGUCGUCGAGGACCGUCCGCGUCCGCGCAGCGAAUCGGUACCGCCCACCAGCAGCCAAGAGACCCUGCCUGUUGGCCACUCGAUGUUGUCGCUGCCCACGCGCCUCGGCGUCUCGCCGGUCGCGGAGGGCAUCCAACCCCGCCCGGCGCAGCGCUCGUUGAUUUAUUCCAUGGCCGCUUCGGCCGCCUCUGCCGUCUCGUCGGCUGUGAGUUCAGCAUUCGCGGAGGCUUCCGAGACGCUCGACGAGAUCGACGAGAAGAUCGAGAAGACUGUCAAGUCCGCCUCGCCCAACCUCGGCGGCGUCGCCGGGCUCCCUGUCACGAGUGCAACCCCAGCGUGCAACGCCAACGCAACUGUCGUGCAGACAGGUCUCGAGUCGGGUCAGGGUUCCGUCUUCUCGGGCCGUCGGCGUGGCUCGUCGUCAGACGAUGGUGCGUCGAUCUACACAACCCCCUUGGGCGACAUGGGCAGCGAGUACUUUGACUCGCCCUCUGCGUCGACCACCAGCUUCGAGACGGCAUCGUCCAACGCGACCGUCUCGCCUGAUGACCACGCCUCCCUGCCCAGUUACUCGAACAGUGCGCAACCCCCUAGUGUCGCCUUGUUCCAAGUGCCGCAACCCGCGUUCACCCAUCCCGUCACUCAACGACGGGGCUCCAUGCCCGUCGCGUUAGCUGCCAGCGCUGCACGCAAGCGCAACGUCUCCUCCCCCGCGUUCGGUUCCACAGAGCUCCCGUCGACCGCCAUGCCGUCAGCCCUGGGCAUCACAUGCCAGGCCCAGCGCUCAGCAACCAUGCCCGUCUCCUCUACCGAGUUCACCGAGCUCACUCCGCCCCCGCUUCCCCCCUCGGCGGACGGCCACUCGGAGGAGUCUAGCACCUUCCACCUCGACACGGAAACGAUAACUGACUCGCCCACCGAGGACUUUGCCGCUCUCCCCGACUCGCCGACUCGCCAGCGCUCCCAGCACUCGCGCAUGCGCGACGCAAGCAGCAUGUACGUUGUCCCCUUCAGCCCCGAGAUGGAGGAGCAGGAGGGCCGCUCCGAGACGCGCACCCAGACGAGCUCGAACUACGUCCCUGCAGCCGGCGUGCGCGAGCACGUGCGCCGCACCUCGGGCGGUAUCCGCAACAUGUUCGCUGCGGCGGGGUUUGGUCGCAGUGAGCGCGACGAGGCCCCGCAGCGCACUGUCCUCUCGGGGCAGGCGCAACCCGUUGUACCGGAGACGCGCAGCAGCGUCGCGGUCGACUAUUCGUCGCCGGCUGGGAGCAACCCCACUUCGGCGGCUCCGGUGGGCCUGGGGAUGUGGACCGCCGUCGAGAUCGAGGAACUCGGGCCUUUUCGUCGCAUAGCUGAAGCCGACACAAGUUUUGAGGAGAGCUGGUCCUCCGGUAGCGAUGACCAUGAGUCGCCUCGCACUCCGCGCACUCCCGAGCUCGAAGCGCUCGUCACGCCUAGAGCCCUUCCGGGCCCGGGCACGCCGAGCCCAGCAGACAAUGGCCCCAAGCGCACGGGCGCGCCGUUCCGCCCGUUGCACGUCGACAUGGCCGCCGAGGCCUAA
Messenger RNA from Cutaneotrichosporon cavernicola, 5733 nucleotides. RefSeq lists its product as uncharacterized. The coding region runs from base 1 to 5733 and encodes 1910 amino acids. The record is from RefSeq and is a predicted model, not a curated record. The transcript has 2 exons. Lineage: Eukaryota; Fungi; Basidiomycota; Tremellomycetes; Trichosporonales; Trichosporonaceae.